Molecule: messenger RNA, 2310 nt
Organism: Scheffersomyces stipitis CBS 6054
Lineage: Eukaryota; Fungi; Ascomycota; Pichiomycetes; Serinales; Debaryomycetaceae
Gene: POL5.2
Product: GAG-pre-integrase domain-containing protein
Exons: 2
Coding region: 1-2310 (769 amino acids)
Biological process (GO): DNA integration
Molecular function (GO): nucleic acid binding
Source: RefSeq, a predicted model, not a curated record
AUGUCGUGGUUCCGGUGGUUGUAUACUCAGAAUCUUCUCACCCUGGCUGUUACUACUACUGGUGACAAACUUGUUAUCUCUCAUGAUGACAUUGUUCACCCUAAGUAUGGCCAACUUGCUACCAGAGACCUGAGAAAUCUUUACUUGCUGUGUCUCGAAAUUGUCAGCCCCUCGACUGUCUCGCGGGCUAACCACUCUGCCUACUCGGCCACUGCUCCUGUUUCUGCCUCUGCUCUUGUCCAUGCUCGCCUUGGCCACCCUUCUCCGACUGUCGUUCGUCUGGCCUUGAAAUAUCCGAACAUGCCUCGCACGGCUGUUCACGACUCGAUUUCAUGUGAAGCAUGUCUUAGCUCCAAGAGCACUCGGGUGAUUCCCAAAACGACCACCGGCCCAGUCACAUUUGCUCCCUUGCAACUUCUUCACUGUGAUUUGUCCGGUCCUCAUGCCGGUGGUCCCUCCUCGUUGUUUUAUUUUUGUAUUCUACUUGACGACUUUACUCGCUUCAAAGCUGUUGGCCCUAUCCUCAAGAAAUCGGAUGCUGCGGACUUCAUUAUCAAAGUUAUUAAGGCAUGGACAAACCACUUCUCCAGUCGUGGUGGCUACCGUGUCUGUAACUUUCGUUCUGACAAUGGAGGUGAGUUCGUCAAUCUGACGCUUACUUCUUUCUUUGCGGCAGAAGGUAGCCAGACCCAGCUCACUGUGCCUGGUAACUCACAUCAAAAUGGACGUGCUGAAAGAGCGAUUCGCUCCGUUCUUGAUAAAACGCGUACCAUGAUUACUGCGAGCUCUCUUCCUUCGCCCCUCUACCCGCAUGCACUCCAACAUGCUGCAUUUCUCCUAAACCGGCUACCAACACCUGUUCUCCAAAAUCGCCCGCCAUUUGAACUCUGGCAUGGCGCGAGGCCUAUCUUAUCUCAACUUAAAGUGUUUGGGUGUGCUGCCUUUGUGAAUGUUCCACCUAAUCACCGUCAACUGAAGUUGGUCGCUCGUGCAAUCAAGGGUGUUUAUCUUGGAUCUGAUCCGUUUCGGAAAGCUCAUCUUGUUUAUGAUCUCGCUACCAGACAAGUGAUUACCUCUUCUCAUGUUCGGUUCCAGGAAAAUGUCUUUCUUUUUGCAAGACCUCUGACGUCUACUGUCGUGUCGGCUACCUCCAUUGGUGGUGGUGGUAGUGGUGGUGGAAGUUUUCCUUCUAUUCUGGCACCCGCUCCAGGCCUCACUCAGGGUCCUCGUGUGUCUCUGCCCCCAUCUCCCUCGCCUCCAUCCACGCCAUCUGACAGUACUGUUGCUCAAUCGCCAGGUUCAUCUGCCGCUCUGUCGUCUGCUUCGGCACCGGUCUCUCCUGCUGCAUCUACUACUCCUCUGUCGCAGCCUCCGUCGACUCCUACACCGGUGCCUUCUCCUAUUCUGGUACCUUCUCCUACUCCGGCGCCUACUUCUGCUCCGGUACCUUCUGAUACUCUGGUACCUUCUACUUCUGCGGCCCUAACCGCACCAUCCCGUGCCGUUGUUCUGGCUCAGAGGUCCGAUCUGCCUCCCUCUGAUUCCUACGAGCUGUCCGACGACUCCUAUACAGCUCCUGCUUCUCGUGAGGUACCAACUCUCACUGCUUCUCGUGAGGUACCAACUCUUACUGCUCCUCGUAAGGUACCCUCCCUUCCUUCAACUCGUAAGGUGCCAUCUCUUCCAGCACCUCGUACGGUACCUUCACUUCCAGCACCUCGUACAGUACCCUCCCUUCUUCCUGUUCCUCGCAAUAGACUAUCUGCUCCUACUGCUCCUCUCGGUCUUCCUCAUCCUGCGGUUGAGGCUCCACCCACUAUCCCUGGAUCUUCAUCGGCCAUACCCAUGGAAAUAGACUCUACGUAUACUGAGCCUGAGUCUAUGUCUGAAGAUGGCUAUGGCAUGGAGGUGGUCUCUGAUCAGGAAUUCUUCGAUGCUCCUGAGCAAUACGGUACUCAUCCCCGUUCGUCACCUUUGAUCUCCACGCGCUCCUCUAUGGAUGUUCUGCUGGAUCAGGAAGAAUACCCAGAUCCGUCAACCUAUAUGGACAUCGUGGUGAUGGAUUCGGAUGAUUUUUCUUCUUAUCACGACUCGGAAAUGGAGGAUGCCUCCGACAUGGAUCCCCUUCCGCUUAUUCGUCCUACUUCUAAUAUGGAAAUGGAGGACGCCUCCGACACGGUGUCCUCCACUCCUCACCUCCUCCUCUACCCCUGUCUCAGACAUUUCAUCGUUCAUAGCUUCUAUCCAUGUCCCAGUAUCUUGGCUUCCGACAGCUUCGCUAUAGCUAUUGGGAGUCUUGGGGCUACCUAA